ACUACCAUUUCAGCUGCAAUUUGCAAAUAACUUAACACUCUAUCCAUAAAAUUAAUCACUCCCAACAUACUUCGACUCUAAUUCCUUCACGAUCAUGUCUAUUAUUUCUUUGAUUCUUCUUUCGUCUUUCUUUUCACAUCUGCUCACCCUCACCGCCCAGAAGCCUUUCGUAUAUUACAAGUGCUUCAAUAACCAAGCAAACUAUACACAUACAAGUGCCUACCACACCAACCUCAAUAUCCUUCUCUCUAACUUCACUUCCGUCACAAAAGUCGACUAUGGCUUCUUCACUUCCUCUUAUGGCCAGGACCCUGACAUGGCUCUCGCAGUUGGACUCUGCAGGGGAGAUGUGAAGCCUGAAACUUGCCGUGGUUGCAUCAGCAACGCCACAAUCCUUCUCCCAAAGCUGUGUCCAAAUCAAAAGGAGGCAUUUGGAUACUAUGACUUGUGCAUUUUUCGAUACUCAAAUCCUUCCUUGUCUGAGACAGACCAAUACCCUGACUUUUACUACGCCUUUCGCAACCCAGAAAUGGUAACAGCAGAUCAAAACAAGUACAAAGAUGCGCUUGAUCGUCUAAUGCUAAAUCUAAAAAGCAUAGCUGCAGCUGGUGAUUCUCAUCGUAAGUUGGCUGUGGGAAAUGCAACAGUUGAUAAGUCUCGAACUGUUGUUUAUGGUCUUGCCCAGUGCAUGCCUGAUUUGUCUAACGAGGAUUGCGACGAUGGCUUACUAAAGGCUAUCUCGGAUAUAUCAGUAUGUUGUCAGGACAAGGUUGGCGGUAGAGUUAUCAAAUUCAGCUGCAAUAUUAGAUUUGAUCAUUUCCUUUUCUAUGAUCCAACAGCUAUUGAUUCUUCAGUACAAUUAUCAUUGCCCAUCACCAAUGCUGUUCUUGCUCCACCUACCAAUACAACUUCCUCACGAGGAGAAAGAAAGAGCACUAGAUUAUCACUAAUUGUUGUCAAGAUCAUUGCCCCCAUUGUCAUUUCAGUGAUCCUCUCUUGUUCGGUGGGUUGCUAUUUGCUAAGGAGAAAGAUAAAGAACAGAAGCCAGUCUAUUCUUAAAGAAAACUUUGGAGAAGAGAGUUCAAACAUGAAAUCCUUGCAAUUUAGCUUGGCAACAAUUGAAGCCGCAACAAAUAAGUUUUCUGAAGCAAACAAAAUAGGAAAAGGAGGAUUUGGAGAAGUUUUCAAGGGUGUUCUCACGGAUGGACGAGAAAUUGCUAUCAAGAGGCUCUCAAAAAGUUCUGUGCAAGGAAUAUUAGAAUUCAAAAAUGAAAUUUUGCUUAUAGCCAAACUCCAACAUAGAAAUUUGGUGACGUUAUUGGGAUUUUGCUUGGAAGAACAAGAAAAAAUUCUUAUUUAUGAAUAUGUUCCUAACAAGAGCAUUGAUUUCUUCUUAUUCGAUUUUGAGAAACAAAGAUUAUUCAAUUGGUUUGAGCGUUUCAACAUCAUUAAAGGAAUUGCACAAGGACUUUCUUACCUACAUGAACAUUCUCGGCUUAAAGUUAUUCAUCGUGACCUCAAACCUAGCAAUGUUUUGUUGGAUGACAAGAUGAAUCCAAAAAUAUCAGAUUUUGGUAUGGCAAGAAUGAUUGCUAUAGAUGAAGACCAUGGAUGCACAAAUAGAAUUGUUGGUACAUAUGGUUAUAUAGCUCCCGAAUAUUUAAUAUAUGGACAAUUUUCUGAAAAAUCUGAUGUAUUUAGUUUUGGAGUUAUAAUUUUAGAAGUGCUAAGUGGAAAGAGGAAUGCCACAUCAUAUGAUACAUAUCUAUUAACUAAUGUGUGGAAGCUGUGGAAUGAGGGAACACCAUUGCAAGUAUUGGACCCUUAUGUGAGGGAAUCUUCUUGUGAAAUUGAAGCAAUGAAGUGCAUGCAGAUUGGGUUAUUAUGUGUUCAGAAAAAUCCAGAAUAUAGGACAACAAUGACUCAAGUUGUUUCAUAUCUAAGUAAUCUUUCGAUUAAAUUACCGUCUCCCAAAGAACCACCAUUCUUAAUUCAUUCAAAGGCAGUGACUUUGCCAGAAUUAUCUGAUUCGGAUCAAACUUUUCGAAGCUCCAAGAGAGCCUCAAAUGAAAUAUCUAUCAGUGAGUUCUUGCCUCGAUGAAAUUAUUCAUCUUUUUUUUUGUUUUUUUAAUAACAUGUAAGCUCUGCGGAUAGCAGACUGAGGGUAAAGAGUAAAUCUCUCCUUAGUUGAGACAUACACAAGUGUAAAGGGUAGAUUCGUCUUUUGGACACUCGCACACGGUCAUUCAUGUAAUUGAUGGAAAUGAAAACUACUCACUGCCACUUGUAUGGCGCAUGCGCAACCCCUUGAAGUUGGCUCAUAUUGAUUAAAAGUUUUGGCCUUC
This is a messenger RNA of Prosopis cineraria, 2345 nucleotides long. RefSeq names its product cysteine-rich receptor-like protein kinase 44. The transcript is spliced from 7 exons. The record is from RefSeq and is a predicted model, not a curated record. Gene Ontology annotation, molecular function: protein kinase activity; ATP binding. Gene Ontology annotation, biological process: protein phosphorylation. Lineage: Eukaryota; Viridiplantae; Streptophyta; Magnoliopsida; Fabales; Fabaceae. Bases 95 to 2101 code for a protein of 668 amino acids.